This is a messenger RNA of Chenopodium quinoa (quinoa), 2152 nucleotides long. RefSeq names its product cytochrome P450 71A26-like. The transcript is spliced from 2 exons. NCBI's taxonomy places the organism in Eukaryota, Viridiplantae, Streptophyta, Magnoliopsida, Caryophyllales, Amaranthaceae. The coding region runs from base 440 to 1999 and encodes 519 amino acids. The record is from RefSeq and is a predicted model, not a curated record. Gene Ontology annotation, molecular function: monooxygenase activity; iron ion binding; oxidoreductase activity, acting on paired donors, with incorporation or reduction of molecular oxygen.
AUAGUUGGUGAUCACUGAUCAGUAGAGAAUUUUACCUCUACCUAGGUAAUUUUAGCUGUAAUCUCUUAACAAGUUGAACAAUAAUAUCUUAUAUCUUGGGCUGAAAAAAAUUCAAUUGGAACAUUGGAAACAUGAAAUUGUCUAGAUGGACCAAUAUAUUUUAUUGGGCUAGUCUACAGGCCCACUGGUACAGCCCAUCACCAUACAAUCGGUGACUUAAAUCACUCUGAAGUCUCAACUUUCAAUAGGCCAAAAAAAAAAUUAAAAAAGAAAAUUUAAGCGGUGACUAACUUAAGAAAAAUUAAUAUGAUAAGUAAAUGAAUAUACAAGUAUAAACUUGUGGCAUAGUCCCUAGAAAUCAUGAAAUAUGAGCUAGUUAUUACACCGCCUAGCAAGAGUAAUAACUUCAGAUCCCCUAAAUAUCAUUAAUUAAUCAAAGAUGAUUUCUAGUUUCCUGCAUUUUCUGGAGAAACAACUGAAAUAUAUCUACUUGCAACCCUUAACACUUCUACCAUGCAUUCUGUUCCUGUUAUUCCUAUACAAAUGGCUUCAGUUAACAACUGUUUCUAGGAAAAACCUGCCACCUUCUCCGCCAAAGCUACCAAUUCUAGGCAAUAUACAUCAGCUUGGUACACAACCUCACCGUUCUCUCCGAUCUAUGUCCGAGAAAUAUGGAGAACUCAUGAUGAUUCAACUUGGAAGUAUGCCAACCAUUGUCGUCUCCUCAGCAAGAGCAGCUCGCGAGAUCAUGGUAACCCAUGAUAUUGCUUUUGCUAGCAGACCAAUGUCGAAGAAAGGAGAGAGGCUUCUGUACAAUUACAAGGAUAUUGUUGGAUCACCUUAUGGAGAAUACUGGAGGCAGAUGAAGAGUAUAUGUGUGCUUCACUUAUUAAGCAACAAAAGGGUUCGGUCUUUUCGCAUUGUCAGAGAAGAAGAAACAGCUUUUCUGAUAGAAAAAAUCAGACUAGCAGAGUCAUCACCUGUGAAUUUGAGUGAAAUGUUUGUGGAGUUCACGAAUGAUUUGAUAUGCAGAGUUGCAUUUGGAAGGAAGUACAUUGGGACAGAAGGCGGUAUCAACUUCAAGAAGAUCAUGAAGGAGUUUAACAGGUUGCUAGCUGAAUUCAAUGUUGGGGAUUGUAUUCCCUGGCUUGCUUGGAUUGAUAAACUUAAUGGAUGGGAUGCAAAAGUUGACAACAUUGCCAAAGAGUUUGAUCGAUUCCUCGAAAAGGUGGUUAAAGAGCACCAGGAUCGUUUAGAUGAAAAGGGUGACAGUGAUGAAAAAGUAAAGGAUUUUGUGGAUGUUCUGCUUGAUGUUCAGAAGGAUCAAACAGCUCACUUUCCUAUAGACCGAGACAGUGUAAAAGCUCUCAUUUUGGAUAUGUUUAUUGCUGGAACUGAUACAACUUCCACCUUAUUAGAAUGGGCAAUGACAGAACUACUGCGGCAUCCUAAAAGUAUGAAAAAACUGCAAGAAGAGGUCAAAGAAAUUACCGGAGAUGGUGUAGAUGUAACAGAAGACGACUUGGAGCAUAUGAAGUACCUGAAAGCAGUAGUCAAGGAGACUUUACGGCUACAUCUUUCAGUACCUUUGUUAAUACCUCGACAAUCAACCCAAGAUAUCGAAAUAUGUGGCUAUAACAUUCCUGCAAGAACAGGAGUUAUUAUAAACGGUUGGGCAAUCCACAGAGAUCCUGCUUCUUGGGAUGAACCCGAAAAGUUCAAUCCAGAAAGGUUCUUGAAUUCUACAACAGACUUCAGAGGACAUGACCUGCACUUCAUUCCAUUCGGAGCUGGUAGAAGGAUGUGCCCGGGAAUAUCAUUUGCUAUGGCAAGCAGUCAGCUAUUAUUAGCAAAUCUAAUGCACAAGUUCGACUGGAAGUUGCCUGGUGAAGCAGAAGGUGAGAGCGUGGACAUGAGUGAGAGCUUUGGGAUCACAAUGUGCAGGAAUACUCCGCUUUUUGUUGUAGCAAAAGCUAGUAUACCAGCUGCAGGAAACUGAAGGCUUUGAGUUUUUGGCAAGUGUUACGAAAAAAAAAAAACAUGAAUUAAUGCAAAAUAGAGAUCAAUCAAUUACUAUGUGUUUUAUGUAAUCAAAAGCUUAAAUCCCAAAAGGGUGGAGAUGACUGAAUGAAUGAAUAAUUUAUCUCCUAUA